GUGUCAAAGAGAGACAAGAUUAUAGAAGAAUACAAACGAGAAAAUGAGACAGACUGAAUAGUUUUUGACGUUGGAGGAGGAUGAAAAGUGGCAGGCGCAUUACAUACCCAGUGAAAGAGGAGUGAGGAGAAAGAGGGUGGAAAGAGGAAAGAGCAACAGCGUAUAGCCGAGUAGCGCGCGCCUUGUUGGUGUGUGUGUUGGUCGGUUGGUCCCUCGCCGCCAUGCUAGUGGUUAGUUUAGUGAACCAAACAUCAUGAUGUGGCAAAACGUUUGCACGAGUUAAGGUUGGAGUAACGCCGCGUUACCGGCGAGCCGUCGUUAUGUUAUUCGUAAUUCACGUUCGAUAAGCGUAAACACGCUCGUGUUAAUAGUACAAAAGUUAAGUAGCCGCGACGACGCAACGACACAGUCCACAUCCGCGAGAAUCCGCGAUUCCCGCGAUCGGAGCAGCGCCAAAGUCACACAAGCUUAAAUCCUAAUGUGAAGUCACGCGAAUGUGAACGUUUCGUAAACAUCCUGACGAAGACGUUCCACACAGCUAGACGGGUCUCUUUCAUUGCAACGCGUCAACAAAACUACAAGAAUAGAACGAUGCUGGAUCCAAGUGUUUUAACGGAUUUGGAGGAGUUGACACUAUGCAGUUAUUGCAAACAGAAGUACAACGAUUCAGAGCAAUGUCCAAAGUUUUUAAGCUGCAAGCAUUUCUUCUGUUUGCGAUGCAUAGAAAACAAUUUCAUAAAAGGUCGUGAAUUAUUUUGUGCUCAUUGUUGGAAGAGAACAGAAUUGGGCGAUCAAGGACCCGAUGCCUUGCCAACGCAUUCUGCACUUCUUGCGUUAGCAAAUAAUUUUUCACACCUCAAGAUAACAUCGAACAACACGUCCGUAAAGCCCAUUGAGAAGGAGAGAAAGAGUGAGAAUUGUCACACGCAUGGCAUGCCACUAGCGUUAUGGUGUGGAACGUGUUAUACGUCCCUCUGUCGAGCUUGUGCAACACCACAGGAACACCCUGGUCACCAGAUUAAAUCACAGACUGAUGCCAAAGAUCAACUCAUAGCCGAUGUUCAGGUGGAAUUAGUUGCAAUGGGAAAAUUGUCAUCGGAGAUACAAAGACUGGCAAUGCAACAGCGAGAAUUUUUAAUAAAAGUAUUGGAGGCUUGUGUAACAUUAAAAACGCACGUGGAAACCGAUUUGCAAAAUGGUUGGAGUCAUUUCCCUGAGAUCACUGAUGCACGCGAAACAUUGGGCAAGGCAAAGGCGAGCUUGCAAAUGAUUGACAAUCCAAAUGAUGUUUACAGUUUACAUUCUCAACUUAUUGUUGAGAAACAGAGGUUACAAUCAAAAUAUCAAGAGAUGAUAUUGCAAUGUCAAUUGGAUGAUUUGAUUGGUAAUUCCGGUGUGAUUUUUGAUUUUGCAUUAUUGAAACAAGCAUUGGCUGGCAUUCAUUCGGGCGAAACAGUGAUACCUCAAACACAUGGAAAUGGUGGUCGAUUAGCGGCUUCACAAAAUCCUAUUUUGUUUCUUGCUAAUUAUUGUAUGUCACAAUUGUAUUCGAGGCACAUUGUCAGCAAGCAACAACACUUGCAAAAUGGAUCAAUUGACUAUCAUUCGAAUAUGAUGGCAUCACAAGUACCGACAGGUUCGGUACACGUUCAUCAGGGACCUCCUCCACAACAGCAGCAACAGCAACAACAACAGCAGCAACAACAACUUCUCAUUCCACCAGGUUCACCGUCCGUAAAAUCGGUCUCGUCAGCACCUCAAAAUGCAAUGAUCCAUCCCCAACAACAAUCAACAUUCAUAUCCGAUGCGGGUUCUAGUAGCGGUCCUUUAGUAACUGUCCAUUCUCCUCAACAACCGUCCAGCAAUAUUAAUCUUCGCGGGCCCUCUAAUCCCUAUCCAAUGUAUUAUUUCAAUAUUGAAGUAAAUGGAUCACCGCAUGGUCGUAUUGUCAUUGAGGUGAGACCUGAUGCAGCGCCAAAAAUGGCGAAAAAUUUCAGUGUACUUGCCACUGGUGAAAUUGGUGUUGGCUACAAGGGUUGCUCGAUAUUUCAAUGUUGGGAGGGUGAAUCCGUGAUAACCGGUGAUUUUGAAUUAAAUAAUGGUCGCGGCGGUAGAAGUAUAUUUGAAGAUGGUUAUUUUAUGCCUGAUGAUACGAAAUUUCCAUCGGUACGUGGUGCAGUCGGUAUGAGACGAACGCAAAAGCGUCACGACAAUCUUGGUAUGGUUGGUUCACAAUUUCGUAUAAUAUUGCAGGAAAUGCGUGGUUUUACUGCAAUAUUCGGUCAUGUUGUCGAAGGCCUCGAAUUGGUUGAAAAAAUAUCAACAUUUGGUGAUCAAACCGGUAAACCCACGAAAACAAUAUUGAUCACCAAAUGCGGUAAAUUGUAACGAUUGGAUGAGGCGCGAGUCCGACGAGGAGUCGCCACGAUAUCCAUCGUCUUUGUGUUUUCCAGUGAUUUUAAAGAGAAAAAGUUGCGUCGUUACUAUCAAUGGGGUUGGGUGGGUGGUUUUCAUAUAGUUUGAGUCGGGGGUGCAAUGAAAUAUAUAGUAAAUUAGGGGGGAGGGGAAACGAUUAGGCAAAUUUGUUGACAAAUAUAUAAUCGGCACUACUUUUUGGGCGAGGGAGAAAUCGAGAGAAAGAAAGAAAAAAAAUAGCUAUGUUCGCCGCUAUUUUCUUGAUCGUCAAAGUCAUACUCAAAAACUAAACUCGAGUCACGUUUUUUGUCGGAAGUAUAUGUAUACUCUCUUUGGAAAUAUAUGUAUGUAUGUGUGUGUGUAUGGAAAAAACGCGGCGAACAUGCCUAGAGAAGAAUGUUUUAGAGCCGUAGGGGAAAAUUUGUAGAAAUAAAUCGCUAGUUCGCGCAAUCGCUCCCGAAGUACCUUUACACGGUGCUUCAGUACGUUAAAGAAAAAAAUCACACAACUUUAAAUUACUCUAAACUAUAGAAGAAGAAAAAAGUGUUAAAUCUAUUUUUAAACGUGGACAUAUAGAGGAAAUAAUGAAAAAAAAGAAGAAAACUGCAUAUUUUGCUAUUGAUCGGGAAUUUACGCGAUUCAAUAUCUAUUUAUAACAAAUAAAUAUAAAAAAAUAAAAAAAAACGAUAAUCGGCGCGUACGUACCUCAGAUCGAUUCUUCAUAUCGAUACGACUCCUAGCUAUAUGGUACUUGUUUCAGAAACAUUUUCUGAACGUUUAUUUUCGCUAUCGGCGUAUUGUCUAGUUUUAAAUGCAUCGUGCACCGCAACGAUAACGGUGUCUCAAAUGCAUAAACUUUAGGUCGUUGUUAGAUACGUGUAAAACGGGGGAAUAAGUAAAAUAGACGGGGCGAUCGUACACAUAAAUAUAAAUAAAUAAAUAUAUAUAUAUAUAUAUAUAUAAAUAACAAAUAUACAAAAAAAAUAUAUAUAUUAAAAGAAGCAUAUAUAUUUUUAGACGGGGACUUGUGUGUUUUUUGGCUCAAGUGCAUGACUUGACAAAGUAAAAAAGAUGAAGAGAAAAAGAGUAAAUAAAGAAAAACGACUUGGUCGAAUAGAUUCAGUGAAGCGGUACCAUUUCGUUUCUUUUUUUUAUUUCCCUUUUUUUUAAUGGCCGAUCGUUACAUCCUUCCAAAGAAGAAAGAGAAAGGAAGAAGAUAGUCUGCGUAGCGAUUCCAAAAUACCUCCUUUUUUGACGUAGACUUUAAAAAAGAACUCUACUUCCCUUUCUGCUUUCCAUCGACUAGCGGAUUUUGUCGUUGAAUAAAUAUAUGUUUAAGAUUGGAUCUCAUUGUCAGUACACGAAUGUAUGCAAGGCCUAAAAUACCGCAUAGAACGAACGUUUCGUAGCUUCUGAACGCGAAAAACGAAUGACAUGAGCGGAUAAUGUAUGAUGCAGAAAAAAAUAUUUAACGAAUCAUUCCUUUAUAAUGUAUAUCGAAAUAUGUACUACGACUAUGUAAUGCGUUAAUAAUAUUACUUGUGUAAAUUGUCGUGAAACAAAAACAAAAAAAAAAUGAAAAUCCCAACGUAACGAAUGUAUUAUACUAUUAAAAAAAUGUACACAUACAUAUAAAUUGCGAAAGCGAGUCGCGGAAUCUCGCAACGUGUAAAACGUAAAGACACCUAUAUUAUACAUAUUAUAUAGAUAUGCACGUCCUCGUCGUCGAGAUUGCCUUUUUCGAAGAAAAACCUCAUUCGAUGUUGAACUUGAAAGUUUUAACGCUGUUAAUUAUCUAUUAAUGAGUAUGUAAACGCGCGAAAAACGCAUGACGAAUCGAAAAAAAAAAAUGCGGCUAGAAAAUGCAAGACUCGGAAAAGGUGGACGAGCUCGAUUAAAAAAAAAUCUCGUUCCGGUCGUCGUAACGACAAAACUUGUACAAUAUUUCGAGCCUCGACGUGAAAAAACAAAAAACAAACAAAAAAAUAAAUAAAAAUCUAUUAUAUAUAUAUAUACGAAUACGCUCAUCUUACCGAAACGAGCAGCCCACCUGUACAUAUAUUUUUAUUGAACGUGAGGAAUCAGCGACGCAUAAAAUUUGAUAAAAGAACCGAUCUCGAGUAUUUAUCGGUUCUCGAUCACUUUUCCUCGUGUUCAAGAAAAAAAAUAAGCGAUCAUUA
This is a messenger RNA of Leptopilina boulardi, 4595 nucleotides long. RefSeq lists its product as uncharacterized. Gene Ontology annotation, biological process: protein peptidyl-prolyl isomerization. The record is from RefSeq and is a predicted model, not a curated record. The coding region runs from base 592 to 2388 and encodes 598 amino acids. The transcript has 4 exons. Gene Ontology annotation, molecular function: peptidyl-prolyl cis-trans isomerase activity; zinc ion binding. Lineage: Eukaryota; Metazoa; Arthropoda; Insecta; Hymenoptera; Figitidae.